Molecule: messenger RNA, 1846 nt
Organism: Dendrobium catenatum
Lineage: Eukaryota; Viridiplantae; Streptophyta; Magnoliopsida; Asparagales; Orchidaceae
Product: glycerol-3-phosphate 2-O-acyltransferase 6
Exons: 2
Coding region: 110-1729 (539 amino acids)
Biological process (GO): cutin biosynthetic process
Cellular component (GO): membrane
Molecular function (GO): glycerol-3-phosphate 2-O-acyltransferase activity; phosphatase activity
Source: RefSeq, a predicted model, not a curated record
CUCCCUCCAAUUCUAUAUAAACCUCACCCUCACUUGCAACAGAAUCAGCCAUCAGCAUCCCAGACUCUUGAGAGAGAGAAAGAGAGAGAGAGAGAAAGAGAGAGAUUCCAUGGCCAGGGCCAGCGCUUCCUCCUUCCCUUCCAUCCAAACCUGCUCCUCCGACAACCGCCAGGAUCAAACCGUCAUCUCCGACCUAAAUGGAAGCCUACUCCGUUCACCCUCCGCCUUCCCUUACUUCGCCCUGGCAGCCUUCGAAACCGGCGGCCCUCUCCGCCUUCUCUUUCUCCUCUUCCUUUAUCCUCUCUCCGCCUUCCUCCACCACUUCGUCUCCGAAUCCGCCGGCAUCCAAGUUCUCAUCUUUGCCUCACUCGCCGGAGCCAAGCUGUCGACAAUCGAGUCGGUGGCGCGUGCAGUUCUGUCGAAAUUCUAUGCGGAGGAUUUGCACCCGGAGACGUGGCGGGUGUUGUCGGCGUGUGGCCGGCGGUGCGUGGUGACGACGGAGAUUCCGACGGUCAUGGUGGAGCCGUUCUUGAAGGAGUAUUUGGGGGUUGAUGCGGUGGUCGGGACAGAGCUUCGGGUUUAUAGGGGAAGGGCUACAGGGCUGGUGCGCGGCGCCGGAGUGCUCGUCGGAGAUAAGAAGGCUGAAGCGAUUAGCAGAUUUUUUGGUGGAGAAUCGGUGCCGGAGAUUGGGAUUGGUGAUCAGAAGUCGGAUUUCGCAUUCCUGAAACUUUGCAAGGAAUCUUACAUGGUGCCAGCCAACUCAAAACUCCCAGCAGUAAGCUCCGUUGACCUCCCCAAACCAAUAAUCUUCCACGAUGGCCGCCUCGUCCAAAAACCCACCCCGCUCAUCGCCCUCCUCACCGUCCUCUACCUCCCCUUCGCCUUCUUCCUAUCCCUUCUUCGGAUCGUCCUCGGCUGUCUCCUCCCUUGCCACCUUGCUCUCCCUGUCCUCCGUUCCCUUGGCGUCCGCAUAGUCAUCCAUGGCACCCCUCCUCCUCCUCCCUCCAGCUCCUCCAGCGGCGUCCUCUUCAUCCUCCCCCACCGCACUCUCCUUGAUCCCGUCUUCCUCUCCUUCUCUCUCCGCCGCCCCGUCACCGCCCUCACUUACUCCCUCUCCCGCCUCUCCGAACUCAUCUCCCCAAUCAACACCGUCCGCCUCACCCGCCACCGUGCCACCGAUGCCGCUGCAAUAAAAAAUCUCUUAAGUCAAGGUGAUCUCGCCAUCUGUCCUGAAGGAACCACUUGCCGCGAGCCCUUUCUGCUAAGAUUCUCCGCUCUGUUUGCUGAAUUGACCGACGAAAUCGUGCCGGUUGCCAUGAAUGUUAGGAUGAGCAUGUUUUACGGAACAACUGCGAGAGGAUGGAAAGGAUUGGAUUCGUUCUACUUCUUUAUGAAUCCAAGACCGGUUUAUGAAGUUAGCUUUUUGAGUAAGUUGGGGAAGGAGCAGACAUGUGGAGGUGGAGGGAAGAGUAGCUUUCAAGUGGCCGAUCAUGUGCAGAGAAUGAUUGCGAUGAAGCUAUCGUAUGAGUGUACGAGCUUGACAAGAAAAGAUAAAUAUAGGAUUUUGGCAGGGACGGACGGAGCGGUGGCGGAGAAGAAGAAGGGGAAGUUGGUCGGCGGAGGAGGGAAGUAUGUGGUUCGAGCUGUUUUUUACUUGUGUUCUUUUUGGGAAAAGGUUCCUCGCGGGAGGUUUUGGGUAAAGGUUCCUCGUCUGAGCGUCGGCGAGUAAGGCCAGAAAUGUUGAUGGUUAGUUUGAACGUAGAGGAGACCAUAGGUGUGCAAGGAAGAAUGAUUUGGAACUUUGCACAACUUGUUGUACUUCCUUUUCUUUUCUUUGUUUGAAAUA